Molecule: messenger RNA, 948 nt
Organism: Echinostoma caproni
Lineage: Eukaryota; Metazoa; Platyhelminthes; Trematoda; Plagiorchiida; Echinostomatidae
Source: the annotation of a GenBank genome assembly
AUGAGUACCGUUGAGUCUAUAAUCAUUUUUAAAACUCUGGAGGAGUUCGAAGAUAUUUUGGCAAAAUGCGCGUCCGAGAAUCAAUUGCUUCUGUUAGACUUUUACGCUGACUGGUGCGGUCCUUGUCGUGCUGCAGCCCCUCAGUUUCAUCAAAUCGCCGAGGAGUUCUCCGCGCGACGUGUUGUUUGCGGUAAAGUUAACGCGGAUCAUGCACGAGAGCUGUGCGAACGUGAAUUCGUAUUCGCGUUGCCCACAUUCAAAUUGUAUAGAAAUCGGGAAUGUGUGAGCACCGUGACUGGUGCUCGAAUGGAUCAACUUCGUCUGGUUCUGGACAAGCAUGCAAUGGAUUCAUCUAUUGUGCAAAUCAUGGGAGCGAACGACCCGAACGUGCGGCGUAACGCCGCACAAAUAAUAUCGCGUAUUUUUCACGAUGUGGUAGAAAAUCCACAGAGUGCUACCACACGCUGCUUAAAACUGUCGCAUCCCGAUUUUCAAACCUGUCUGCUGAAUGUCCCCGGAGCUAUGGAGUGUCUGUUUGCCGCAGGGUACCAUGUAAGUGUUGCUAUGAUGAAAUCUGUGAACUGGUGUUAUCUGUUUGAGAACAUGGAUGUUGUGUUUAUCACUGAUCCAAUUUCGGCGGAAGCCGAAGAUGGUCUGGUAUUAUCGGAGAAUGAGGAUCUUGGUCGUAUGAAAAUCAUGCUGGAAUAUCUUUCUGGACUAUGUAAAAAUUCUUCCAACAAUGGUGCUCAAUNAUCGGCCUCUGCUCCAACUCCAACUGUGACUCAACCCGCAAAGCCAACAAGUACACCCAGAAAAGUUGUACAGUCUUCAAACGUAAUGCAGACAAUGAAUUGGAUCCAGUUCCUCAAUCACGUGAUGGAGCCCGUUCGAACUGUAUUGUCCUACCUGGACCCGGAGGCCCGGGUGAGUUUUGUCGGAAUGGUUUGA